AUGGCGGAGGAAGCAGAAAGAGCCGUGGGGGAAUUUGGCCCCCCAGUGGCAACUCCCUCAGCGAUCCGACGUCCUGCUAUUGCAGCCAACAAUUUUGAGAUCAAACCAGCCAUGAUCACCAUGCUGCAGAAUUCAUCUGUAUUUUGUGGUCUACCGAAUGAAGAUCCCAACAUCCAUCUUGCGAUAUUUUUGGAGAUUUGUGAUACGUCCAAGUUCAAUGGAGUAACUGACGAUGCGAUUCGUUUAAGGCUUUUCCCCUUCUCCUUGAAAGAUAAAGCCAAGCUUUGGUUACUGUCACAGCCACAAGACUCCAUCCGUACUUGGGAUGAUUUAUCUAAGAAAUUCCUUGCUAAAUUUUUCCCACCAGCCAAAACUGCAAAAUUCCGACAAGAUAUCAUGUCAUUCGCUCAAUAUGAUAAGGAACCUCUAUAUGAAGCCUGGGAACGAUUCAAAGACUUAUUGCGCAAGUGUCCUCACCAUGAGCUACCAACCUGGAUUCAAGUUCAGACCUUCUACAAUGGGUUGAGUCAAACAAGCAGGACACUAGUUGAUGCAGCUGCUGGAGGGGCUUUAAUGGCAAAAACGGCUACCGAAGCAUUUGAAUUAUUGGAGACCAUGGCAUCCAACAACUACCAAUGGCCAAGUGAGAGAAUGAAUCUGAAGCCAGCUGGGGUCUUGGAAGUCGAUGCUAUGGCUUUGCUAACAGCACAAAUUUCUAACCUUACUAAAAAAGUUGAUUCUUUAAGUGUUAAUUCUAUAAACACUAGUACUAAUUUUGGUUGUGAACUUUGUGCAGGCCCUCAUCCAAGUUCAGAGUGUACCACAGGGAACCCAUUUGCGUCUGCUGAGCAAGUCAAUCAGGUUGGAGAAUUGAAUCGACAAAGGAAUAAUCCUUAUUCCAAUACAUACAACCCCGGUUGGCGAAACCAUCCAAAUUUUUCAUGGAGCAAUACUCAGAAUGUGCAAAGACCACCACCUGGCUUUCCGGCUCAAGAGAAGAAAAUAAAUUUGGAAGAUGCUCUUACUCAGUUGACUAUGUCUACCACCCAAUUCAUGACUGAAACAAAAACUCAAUUUCAGAAUCAGCAAGCUUCUAUUCAGAAUUUGGAGGUGCAAGUUGGCCAAUUAGCUAAUGUCAUAAGUGGAAGAAACCAAGGAGUAUUUCCAAGCCAACCUGAAGUUAACCCGAAAAAUCAAGAACAAGCAAAGGCAAUCACUCUUCGCAAAGGGAAGCAAGUAAAUACAGCGAUCGACUUGGAAAAAGAAGCAUUAGAGAAAGAAAAAGAAGCUAAGAAGUUUGCGGCAGAAAUGGGGCAUGCAUUUUCACCACCAAUCACCACCACAGAAAAAUCCCAAGAAGAAGAAAAUUCUAUACCAAUUCCUUCUCUUCAAUUGAAGCCAUAUGUCCCACAAAUCCCUUUUCCACAGAGGUUGAGAAAAAAUAAAGUUGAUGGGCAGUUUGCAAAAUUCUUGGAGAUGUUCAGAAAGUUACAGAUCAACAUUCCUUUUGCUGAAGCUUUGGAACAAAUGCCAAGUUAUGCAAAAUUCAUGAAAGACAUUCUCUCCAAGAAGAGGAAAUUUGGAGAGCACGAGAAAAUCCAACUAACAGAAGAGUGCAGUGCCAUCUUACAACGGAAGCUUCCACCAAAACAAAAAGAUAGAGGGAGUUUUAAAAUUCCAUGCACUAUUGGAAAUAAUUUCUUUGAAAGAGCUUUAUGUGAUUUGGGUUCUAGCAUUAACUUACUACCUUUAUCUGUUGCUAAAAAGAUUGGUAUUGGUGAAAUUAAACCCACUACUGUUUCUUUGCAGAUGGCGGACAGGUCAAUCACAUACCCAGAUGGAAUUAUAGAAGAUGUCCUAGUAAAGGUUGAUACACUCAUAUUUCCGGCGGAUUUUCUGGUUUUGGAUAUGGAAGAAGAUUCUGACACGCAGCUAAUUUUGGGCCGCCCAUUCCUGAUUACUUCACGCACUCUGAUUGACGUAGAAGAAGGCUUACUAACUUUGAGAGUUGGGAAUGAACAAGCGACAUUCAAAGUUUUUGAAGCAAUUAAAUUUCCAAGAGAAGCGGAGGAUUGUUUUCACAUAGAAUUAAUAGAUGAAAUUGCUUCAGACACAUUUAAAAAGGAGAAUCCGAGCCAUCCAUUGGAAUCUACAUUGGUCCAUGCUGCUACCUCUGUGAAUUCCACAAGCAAUAUUGGGAGAUUCUAG
This is a messenger RNA of Prunus mume (Japanese apricot), 2208 nucleotides long. The record is from RefSeq and is a predicted model, not a curated record. Lineage: Eukaryota; Viridiplantae; Streptophyta; Magnoliopsida; Rosales; Rosaceae.